AUGGCGCAGAGAGGAAUUCAGCCAGACUCGGCAAAAUUCUGCUGUUCGAUCUGUCUGGAUCUACUGAAGGAUCCGGUGACUGUUCCCUGUGGACACAGCUACUGCAUGAGCUGUAUUAAAAGCUGCUGGGAUGGAGAGGAGCAGAGGGAAAUCCCCAGCUGCCCCCAGUGCAGACAAACCUUCACACCAAGACCUGUCCUGGUGAAAAGUACCAUGUUAGCUGAAAUAGUGGAGGAAAUGAAGAAGACGGGACUCCAAGCUGCUCCUCCUGAUCUCUGCUAUGCUGGACCUGGAGAUGUGGCCUGUGAUGUCUGCACUGGGAGAAAGCUGAAGGCCCUCAAGUCCUGUCUGGUGUGUCUGGCCUCUUACUGUGAGCAGCACCUCCAGCCUCACUAUGAUGCAGCUCCAUUAAAGAAACACAAGCUGGUGGAAGCCACUGUGCAGCUUCAGGAGAACAUCUGCUCUCGUCACGAUGAGGUGAUGAAGAUUUUCUGCCGCACUGAUCAGCAGUAUAUCUGUUAUCUCUGCUCCAUGGAUGAACAUAAAGGCCACCACACAGUCUCAGCUGCAGCAGAAAGGACCAAGAGGCAGAAAGAGCUCGGGCUGAGUCGGCAAAAAAUCCAGCAGAGAAUCCAGGUCACACAGAAAGACGUGAAGGUGCUUCAGCAGGAGGUGGAGGCCAUCAAUCACUCUGCUGAUAAAGCAGUGGAGGACAGUGAGAAGAUCUUCACUGAGCUGAUCCGUUUGAUUGACAAAAGAAGGUCUGAUGUGAAGCAGCAGAUCAGAUCCCAGCAGAAAGAGGAAGCGAGUCGGGCUGAAGAACUUCAGGAGAAGCUGAAGCAGGAGAUCGCUGAGCUGAGGAGGAAAGACGCUGAGCUGGAGCAGCUCUCACACACAGAGGAUCACAUCCAUUUUCUACACAACUACCCCUCACUGUCACGUCUCAGUGAAUCUACACACUCACCCAGGAACAAUAUCCGUCCUCUGAGCUACUUUGAGGAUGUGACUGUAGCUGUGUCAGAGUUGAGAGAGAAACUACAGGACCUUCUUAGUGAGGAAUGGUCCAAGAUCUCACUGACAGUGACUGGAGUGGAUGUUCUACUGUCACAACCAACGCCCAAGACCAGAGCUGAAUUCUUACAAUAUUCAUGUCAAAUCACACUGGAUCAAAACACAGCAAACACACAGCUGUUAGUAUCUGAGGGGAACAGAAAAGUGACACGAAUGGGAAAAGAUCAGUCAUAUCCUCGUCACCCAGACAGAUUCACUGAAGGGGUUCAGGUCCUGAGUAGAGAGAGUCUGACUGGACGUUGUUACUGGGAGGUGGAGUGGAGGGGGUUAUGUGUUUCCAUAGCAGUCGCAUACAAGGAUAUUAGCAGAACAGGUGAUGAGAACCAAUUUGGAUCCAAUGACAAGUCUUGGACAUUAGAUUGUCAUUACAAUCAGUUCAUACAUAACAGCAUCAAAACUCCCACAUCAGUCCCUGUGUCCUACAGAGUAGGAGUGUACCUGGAUCACAGAGCAGGUAUUCUGUCCUUCUACAACAUCUCUGAAACCAUGACUCUCCUCCACAGAGUCCAGACCACAUUCACUCAGCCUCUCCAUGCUGGAAUUGGGUUUUACUGGUCCUGUGGAGACUCGGCUGAGUGUUGUCAGCUCAAAGAAAGUGAAACUGUCAGACGUUCACUGUCACUGACAAGUGAAAUGGCGCAGAGAGGAAUUCAGCCGGACUCGGCAAAAUUCUGCUGUUCGAUCUGUCUGGAUCUACUGAAGGAUCCAGUGACUAUUCCCUGUGGACACAGCUACUGCAUGAGCUGUCUUAAAAGAUGCUGGGAUGGAAAGGAGCAGAGGGAAAUCCCCAGCUGCCCCCAGUGCAGACAAACCUUCACACCAAGACCUGUCCUGGUGAAAAACACCAUGUUAGCAGAAAUAGUGGAGGACAUGAAGAAGAUGGGACUCCAAGAUGCUCCUCCUGAUUUCUGCUAUGCUGGACCUGGAGAUGUGGCCUGUGAUGUCUGCACUGGGAGAAAGCGGAAAGCCCUCAAGUCCUGUCUGGUGUGUCUGGCCUCUUACUGUGAGCAGCACCUCCAGCCUCACUACGAUGCAGCUCCAUUAAAGAAACACAAGCUGGUGGAAGCCACUGUGCAGCUUCAGGAGAACAUCUGCUCUCGUCACAAUGAGGUGAUGAAGAUUUUCUGCCGCACUGAUCAGCAGUGUAUCUGUUAUCUCUGCUCCAUGGAUGAACAUAAAGGCCACCACACAGUCUCAGCUGCAGCAGAAAGGACCAAGAGGCAGAAAGAGCUCGGGCUGAGUCGGCAAAAAAUCCAGCAGAGAAUCCAGGACACAGAGAAAGACGUGAAGGUGCUUCAGCAGGAGGUGGAGGCCAUCAAUCGCUCUGCUGAUAAAGCAGUGGAGGACAGUGAGAAGAUCUUCACUGAGCUGAUCAGUUUGACUGACAAAAGAAGGUCUGAUGUGAAGCAGCAGAUCAGAUCCCAGCAGAAAGAGGAAGCGAGUCGGGCUGAAGAACUUCAGGAGAAGCUGAAGCAGGAGAUCGCUGAGCUGAGGAGGAAAGACGCUGAGCUGGAGCAGCUCUCACACACAGAGGACCACACCCAUUUUCUACACAGCUACCCCUCGCUGUCACGUCUCAGUGAAUCUACACACUCACCCAGCAACAACAUCCGUCCUCUGAGCUACUUUGAGGAUGUGACUGCAGCUGUGUCAGAGCUGAGAGAGAAACUACAGGACCUUCUUAGUGAGGAAUGGUCCAAGAUCUCACUGACAGUGACUGGAGUGGAUGUUCUACUGUCACAACCAGAGCCCAAGACCAGAGCUGAAUUCUUACAAUAUUCAUGUCAAAUCACACUGGAUCCAAACACAGCAAAUAAAUAUCUGUCUUUAUCUGAGGGGAACAGAAAAGUGACACUAAUGAGAAAAGAUCAGUCAUGUCCUCGUCACCCAGACAGAUUCACUGAAUGGUCUCAGGUCCUGAGUAGAGAGAGUCUGACUGGACGUUGUUAUUGGGAGGUGGAGAGGAGGGGGUCAUGUGUCUCAAUAGCAGUCGCAUACAAGGAUAGUACCAGAACAGGGAAUGGAAGUGGAUUUGGAUCCAAUGACAAGUCUUGGGAAUUGGACUGUAUCCGUAACAAAUUCAGACAUAACAGCAUCAAAACUCCCACAUCAGUCCCCGUGUCCUCCAGAGUAGGAGUGUACCUGGAUCACAGAGCAGGUAUUCUGUCCUUCUACAACGUCUCUGAAACCAUGACUCUCCUCCACAGAGUCCAGACCACAUUCACACAGCCUCUCCAUGCUGGACUUUGGACUCAGGGCAUAGUUGGAGACUCAGCUGAGCUGUGUCAGCUCAAGUAG
Myripristis murdjan (pinecone soldierfish) is the source of this 3369-nucleotide messenger RNA. RefSeq lists its product as uncharacterized. The record is from RefSeq and is a predicted model, not a curated record. The transcript is spliced from 3 exons. Lineage: Eukaryota; Metazoa; Chordata; Actinopteri; Holocentriformes; Holocentridae. Gene Ontology annotation, molecular function: zinc ion binding; protein binding. The coding region runs from base 1 to 3369 and encodes 1122 amino acids.